Torulaspora delbrueckii is the source of this 1665-nucleotide messenger RNA. RefSeq names its product putative alpha-1,3-mannosyltransferase (gene MNT4). The record is from RefSeq and is a predicted model, not a curated record. Lineage: Eukaryota; Fungi; Ascomycota; Saccharomycetes; Saccharomycetales; Saccharomycetaceae. Gene Ontology annotation, molecular function: alpha-1,3-mannosyltransferase activity. Gene Ontology annotation, biological process: protein O-linked glycosylation. Gene Ontology annotation, cellular component: Golgi apparatus. The transcript has a single exon. Bases 1 to 1665 code for a protein of 554 amino acids.
AUGAUACUUUCUUAUGCGACUAGAAGAAGAAGGGCUGUGCUAUUCUCUGUAUUCCUGCUCUUCACGGUGAUUAUCUUGAUCAAUCGAGGAGGCCCGCUGACUAAAAUCUAUCGAUCAGUAGAUCUCACAGAAGAACCCUGCAUCAAGCACCUAGCAAAAUUCAAUCAGAGACCGUUCAACUGGCCAACCUUCAUACCUUUUUUAUGGAAAGACAGUGAUGAGAUCAUCGAUAGGGUACGAAAAUUGCAAGAAUUCGAAAAAUGUGUGAUUCAAAAGGGUGCCGUUGAACUUGAAGCUAUGGAUGAUAUUCAGAGAAAGCUCUUUCCCUAUUUAAAUUUUGAAGCAGCAAUGAAUGAUAAAUUGAAUUUUUGGCCAAAAUGGACAAGGUGGGACCGAAGCGCUUACAGUGCCUCGAUGCCCCAUUUCUCCCUUUUGGACAACUCUUUCACGCACGUAGAAAGUGUAAAAUACAACCCAAAGACAAGUUUUUGGGAAAAUUGGUAUACGUCUAUGAUGCAGGCAAAUUCAAAAGGUAUAGUUAUCAGCAUUGGCGAUGGGCAAGUCGCUGACACUAUCAGGCUAAUCCACGUACUUCGAUACCUAGAUAACACUUUACCGAUCCAAUUGGUUCAUAAGGGUGACUUAUCUAGCGCUAAAGUGGAGGAGCUGUUCAAAGCGGCUCGUGAGCGUCGGUCAGAUGGAUCUCCACCACAAGAGCUAUGGAUUGUGGAUGUGAAAAACCUUCUCAAUCCUGCCAUGAUCUACGAAUUCAAAAGGUUUAGUAAUAAAUGGUUGGCUUUAUUGUUCUGCUCAUUCGAAAAACCUAUACUGUUGGAUGCUGACACUGUCCCGUUCACUAAAUUAGAAGAAUACUACGAUACUGAUCAGUUUAAAAAGUAUGGAACUGUUUUCUUCAAGGAUAGAACACUGACGGCUCAUAUGCUUAACAGAGGACAAAGGAGGACAUUGAAGAGGAUCUUUGACGGGCUGCUGACUUCUUCUGACAGGCAAUCCUCCGCGGACUCAUAUUAUGGCAUUCAAGAUCCAAUAGUGCAGAAAGCAUUGGAAAGAAUCCUUAAAAAGCGCCAGAAGCAUAUCAUGGAAAGCGGGUUGGUGGCCUAUGACAAGAAAAAACAUCUAUUUGGCUUGUUAACUUCCCUCGCUCUACAAUUCUCCCCUUUGAAUGAAUAUUUUCAUGGUGAAAAGGAGUGGUUCUGGAUUUCUCAACUAAUACGUGGAGUCCCCUUCAGCUUCCAUCCUGUCGAAGCUUCGAGUGUUGGAAGGAUAGAAAAGACAUCUGAAGAUGAGUUCCGUGUUUGCUCCGUUCAACUAUCUCAUACCGAACAAGAUGGAUCUAUUUUGUGGCUAAAUGGUGGACUAAGAACCUGUAAGUUUGACAAUUGGGACUGGGAAUACGAAAAUAAGCCGUCACUCAGCUCUGUGUUCAGUAGCGCCGAAGAUCUUAGAAAAGUUUAUCAGUCACCUGCGGUACUAGAGGCGGUUAUUUUGCCUGAAGCGGAAAUAAGGCCUUGGGCUGUCACUGAUUUCUGUAUGAGGUACCAUUACUGUACCUAUUAUAAAGAGAACGGACCAGGAAAGCUUAUUCUCUUCAACGAGGCCAAGAAGCGCAAGUACCAGAAGAUUGUCGAAACAUGGAAUCGUUAG